GGGAGAAGGGAGCCCAGGCGGAAGUCGAGGGGCCCCUCAGGUGGAAGUGACGCUGACCCCGCUGCCCAAAAUGUCGGCGCCCAGAGGGAGGUAGAGAGCCCCAAACCGCCAGCGGACCUGCCACCAUGGACGAGUCCUCGCUGCCUGUGGCUCCUGCCGCUCUUGUCGCUCCGGGGCCAGCACCGUCUGCCACCACUCCUCGGGUCCCAUUUCACUGCAGCGAAUGUGGCAAGAGCUUCCGUUACCGAUCGGACCUGCGGCGCCACUUUGCUCGGCACACAGCGCUCAAGCCCCACGCUUGUCCUCGCUGUGGCAAGGGCUUCAAGCACAGCUUCAACCUGGCUAACCACCUGCGCUCACACACCGGCGAGCGGCCCUACCGAUGCUCCGCCUGCCCUAAGGGAUUCCGAGACUCAACUGGUCUGCUGCACCACCAGGUCGUCCACACUGGUGAGAAACCCUACUGCUGUUUGGUCUGCGAGCUCCGGUUCUCCUCACGCUCCAGCCUGGGCCGCCACCUCAAGCGGCAGCACCGGGGAGUCCUUCCCUCUCCCCUGCAGCCAAGCCCGGGCCUGCCUCCCCUGAACCCCCCCUGCUCAGUUUGUUGCAACGUGGGUCCCUGUUCGGUUUGUGGAGGUGGAGGGGCCGGCGGAGGAGAGGGCCUGGAGGGAGCAGGAGCCACCAGCUGGGGACUGGCAGAGGCAGCAGCUGCUGCAGCCGCCUCCCUGCCCCCGUUUGCGUGUGGCGCCUGUGCCCGGCGCUUUGACCACGGCCGGGAGCUGGCUGCCCACUGGGCUGCGCACACUGAUGUUAAGCCAUUCAAGUGCCCACGCUGCGAGCGCGACUUCAAUGCGCCCGCCCUGCUAGAACGCCACAAGCUUACUCACGACCUGCAGGGGAGCAGUGCACCCCAGACGCAGGCCUGGGCCUCCAGCGGGGGCCCAGAGAUGCCAGGAGAUGGCGACACAGUGGAGGUGGGGGAUGCCCCGCCCGCCUGGGACGCCGGGCUGCUCCUGAGCCCCACCGGGGCAAGCAUGCCCAAGCUGGAGGCAUUGCUCCCCGAGGGCGAGGGUGGGGGGAAUGCCCGGGCUCCGGCUGCGGCAGCAGAGGCGUCCUCGGAAGACACACUGUACCAGUGCGACUGCGGGACCUUCUUCGCUUCUGCCCCGGCCUUGGCCAGCCACCUAGAAGCUCACUCUGGCCCAGCCACCUAUGGCUGCGGGCAUUGCGGGGCGUUGUAUGCGGCGCUGGCCGCCCUGGAGGAGCAUCGGCGUGCCAGCCACGGUGAGGGCAGCGGGGAGGCAGCCCCUGAUGGUGAGGGCGAGCAGGCGGUUGGAGGGCCAGGGCCGGGCUCCUCCAGCCGUGGCAAGAAAAUCUUCGGCUGUUCCGAGUGCGAGAAGCUGUUUCGUUCGCCUCGCGACCUGGAACGGCAUGUGCUGGUCCACACAGGGGAGAAGCCGUUCCCGUGCCUGGAGUGUGGCAAGUUUUUCCGCCACGAGUGCUACCUCAAGCGCCACCGGCUGCUGCAUGGCACAGAGCGGCCCUUCCCCUGCCACAUCUGCGGCAAGGGCUUCAUCACGCUGAGCAACCUCUCUAGGCACCUGAAGCUGCACAGGGGCAUGGACUGAAUAGCCAGGCCACCCCGGCCCUCCAGAUCCAGAGCAGAAGAUGAGGCCCUUGCCUGGAAAAAUGGUGCCACCCAGAACCCACACAGGACCACAGCGAAGCAUCCUUCAGCAAAGGGGUCCGAGAACAUAAUUUGGGGGACUGAAGUCUACAGAGAAACUCUUGACCUUGAGACCCCUGGAAUGUAGGCAUGCUCAAAUCAAUUGGCCUCCGAGGCUGGAGACCUAGGAAUGAAAAAACGGGUCUCCACUAACACCUCUCGGCAGGUAACAUGUGGGCACCUCCACAGUCCUACCGCCUACUCCCUGAGAGCCAUCAUUCCCAACGACCUCAUCUGGGGGGGUUAGGGGGGCAACAUCCUGGAAUCUUCAGGAUCCCUUCCAGAUGAUACCUGUCAGCCACUGGGGGCCCCAGGAAAUGAAUAUAGCCAGAAUCUGCCUUUCCCCCAUUUUACUUCCUAUGCUGAAAGAGGACCAGGGUAGAUGCCCCCACCUUCAAUUAGCCUAGGUCUCCCGUCCUGCAGAAUGGUCUGACCCUACUGAUCGUCCCCCAACCUGAACACUAGAUUAGGCUGGCCCAAAGCCUCCCUCCCUGCCCUGUAGGUUGGACUGACCCAGACACACAUGCUCCUGUGCACUUAGAACAGGCUGGUGCAGGUCGUGGCCUGGCUCCACUCUCCUUAGAGUAGUAUGCUGUAGAGCUCAGCCCUCCACGCUUGUCCCAGUCCCGUGACCUGGUGGCGGUGGCGGACAUUGGGGCUUCCCUCCCCCUCAACUACAGUACCUGUCGGUCUUGCCAUUGCUACCACCUUGUGUUCGAACCCCGAGAGGAAGGGGGGCUUGGCUAGGGGUCUCUCUCCCCACCCCCUGGUCUCCCCAAUAUCUCUGGGACUCCAAUAAACCUCAUUCUGUCAGUC
Phodopus roborovskii (desert hamster) is the source of this 2542-nucleotide messenger RNA. RefSeq names its product FLT3 interacting zinc finger 1 (gene Fiz1). The transcript is spliced from 3 exons. NCBI's taxonomy places the organism in Eukaryota, Metazoa, Chordata, Mammalia, Rodentia, Cricetidae. The record is from RefSeq and is a predicted model, not a curated record. Bases 126 to 1628 code for a protein of 500 amino acids.